AUGAUUACCGUAUUUUACAGUGAAAACCCAAACAUAUCAUUUAUAUUCAAUCUAAAAACUCCUCAAUUAAACUUAACAAGCGAAAAGAGCGGACGAUUUCGUCGCUCCUGUGAUUGUUGGACAACAGGUGGUCGAUGUGUUUCGUAUGGUGCUUAUGAAUGUGUAUUCCCGCGUGGACGUAGAGCAUCAGUUUAUCAAUGUGUCGGUGGUAAUCAAUGGUAUCAUAAGUCGACCUGUUACUCUGGUUGUCAACGAUCGUCAAGUGAUCGAGCUAUUUGCACCUAA
Messenger RNA from Adineta steineri, 285 nucleotides. Lineage: Eukaryota; Metazoa; Rotifera; Eurotatoria; Adinetida; Adinetidae. The record is from the annotation of a GenBank genome assembly.